AAUUUUAAAUGGUGAUCGGAGUCAAUACCAAUAGCAACGGGUGCCUCAUGUAAUCUUCGGUGUCAUCCAAAAGCUACCAACCAACAUUCCUUCUUUCUCACGCACGCACAGGCACGCUCGCACGUGUUGUCCUCUGAUCUCCCUGAAAAACCGCAACACUAACUCAAACUAUUGAUCUCCCUGAAAAACCGCAACACUAACUCAAACUAUUGAUCUCCGUUUAAUUCCUUUUGAAUCUGAAAGAAGAAACAGACGGUGGCUUACGGUCAUCAAUUGCAGAGAUCUAUUAAGAUUCUGGAAUGGCAGCAAUUUACAGUCUUUACAUCAUCAAUAAAUCUGGUGGAUUAAUCUAUUAUAAGGAUUAUGGGUCAGCUGGACGAAUGGAUACCAAUGACAGCUUGCGGGUGGCAAGUUUAUGGCACUCAAUGCAUGCUAUCUCUCAGCAGUUAUCACCUGUUUCAGGUUGUUUAGGAAUUGAACUUCUCCAAGCAGAUACAUUUGAUCUUCAUUGCUUUCAAUCACUGACAGGGACAAAAUUUUUUGUGGUCUCUGAGCCUGGAGCACAACACAUGGAGAGUUUAUUGAAAUUUGUCUAUGAAUUGUACACCAACUACGUUUUGAAGAAUCCGUUCUAUGAGAUGGAGAUGCCUAUACGUUGUGAGCUCUUUGAUAUCAACCUAACACAGGCAGUACAAAAGGAUCAUGUCACAUUUUUGGGCCGAUAAAUUGAUAUCUGACCGUUUUCACAUUUCUCUAUUCUGAUCAGUACAUAAUCUAAAAAUUGUCAUUCAAUUGCUUGUAAGAGAUCGUGUUACAGCUCCUAGCCUUUGUAUUUGCUUUUUACAAACAAAUCAAGAAUUACUAUAUCUGAGAAAAGACAACUUUUCCGGCAUCCGUUACAAGCAAUGCUUUUCAUAUGGUAGUAGUUGGAAAUAGCCUGUAUGCCUGCAUAGAUUGAUUACCUUGGCGUAUGUAUGGUUUGAGGAUUAUAUGUGGAUGUAAUUAUUUUCCCUUGGCGUUGGGUUCUUGCA
Molecule: messenger RNA, 1031 nt
Organism: Glycine soja
Lineage: Eukaryota; Viridiplantae; Streptophyta; Magnoliopsida; Fabales; Fabaceae
Product: trafficking protein particle complex subunit 4-like
Exons: 4
Coding region: 300-725 (141 amino acids)
Biological process (GO): endoplasmic reticulum to Golgi vesicle-mediated transport
Cellular component (GO): TRAPP complex
Source: RefSeq, a predicted model, not a curated record